This is a messenger RNA of Scomber scombrus (Atlantic mackerel), 1256 nucleotides long. RefSeq names its product SLC35A4 upstream open reading frame protein-like. Lineage: Eukaryota; Metazoa; Chordata; Actinopteri; Scombriformes; Scombridae. The record is from RefSeq and is a predicted model, not a curated record. The coding region runs from base 21 to 332 and encodes 103 amino acids. The transcript is spliced from 3 exons.
CCCAAUACACAUAAGGAACUAUGGCUGAUGGCAAGGAUCCUGUGAGCCAGCUCAGGGACUUGGUGGAUCUGAAGGAUCAGCUGGAAGAUAUCCAGAGACGGAUCGAGGAUGAGAUACAGACUGGGGUUCCUCCGGGAGGCAGUCUGCUGGCUUCUCCUUUCCUGAAGGGGUUUCUAGCUGGGUACAUUGUUGCUAGGCUACGCUCCUCUGCGUUGCUAGGUGUUGCUGUUGGAACGUGCACAGGAAUCUUCGCUGCACAAAAUUAUGCUGUUCCCAACAUUGAAAACUACGUCAAAGACUACAUUAACAAACUGAAAGGAGGACGCAACUAAGAAGAGAGGAGGAAACAUAAGAAGAGGUUGCCUUUACAGCCGCAUACGGGAACAGAUACUGUACCUGUCAACGCUCUGGACACACCUUCCCAUUCAUUUGAAAGUGUGUCCAAAGUUUUGACUGGUACUCUAUGUAUUUGGAAAAAAGCUGUUUGAACAGCUAUUUAUUUCUUCUUCCACAUGGAUGGAUAAAUAGGAAAAUAAUCUGAAGUUUCAAGCCAACCUGUAGAAUAAAGCGUUACCUGAGUGUGGAGAAUAGGUGACUAUAAUGCUAAAGUAGACUGAGCAAAUUGAUAUGCAUGUACUAAAAGGAUAACAAAUGCAAUUAAUCACUACAUAUGAGACCCCAUAUGUUUUUCCAAUUUGGUUAAUGAAUGAAAUUUAGAUAAGCUGCUGCCAUUUAAAGAAUCUUUAUUACUUCUAUUAUUGAUUUCUUUGCUACAAUUUAUAUGCUUUGUGGGGAUUUCUUAAUACACAAUAAGACUAACCAAUAGCCACAAUUGGGGGCCAGGCAUGUUGCAAUUCCCCUGUUUUCUAAAAGAGGUUAAUUAGAAAAAAAUGCCCCACCUCGAUUAUUAUCCUCUCAAUAUAGAUUGUUGAGUGUCUCCCAGAGGAAUAUUUUGCACGAUGCCUCAGUGCUUUAUAAAGUUUGUCCUUUUUUAGUGUUGAACAGGACGCAUGUGAGAUUUAUAGAUGUAUUGUCCUCUGUGAUGUCUUCUGUUCUCUAGUGGUCAGAAAUCAAUUAUAGCAGCCAUAACACAUUUUUGCUCAAGAUAGAUCAUGUAAAAACUGUCCCAAAUCACAUCUCUUGGUGCUUCUCUGAGCAAAACCUGUCAAAACCUUUCAUGAUUGUUGUUGGUUUUUACAUUGCUCUCAGGUGUCAGAGCAAAGCCUGCAGUGUGAUGUAAUGUCUUUUGCAGGUAA